CCUCCCACCUUCUCUUUUUCUGUCUCUCUCUUUCUCCCUCUCCUUCUCUCCACAUGCAGCUUGCACUUACAAUUUGUAUGAAAGAGCGUUUAGAAAGGGAGUUGUUUCGAGGUUUUAUGCAUUGUGUUACAGUGAAUUCCUGAACAGUUUUUCGGAGCUCAUUCAACCUGGUCCUUUGUUUAUCCGUUGUUGUGUAAGGUACCAUGGCCGACCAGGGCAAGCAGAUGGGGCAUUCCUGGACGUUGGCAUUGAUGGUGACUUCAACUGCCAUUGGGGGUACCUUCCAGUAUGGAUAUAACCUCGCUAUCAUGAAUGCACCAACAAAUUUCAUUCAGGGGUUUGUGAAUGAUACAUGCAGGGAGCGCUGGGACGUCCAGCUAGAGGACUAUCAGGUGACGCUGGUCUGGACCAUCAUAGUUUCCAUGUUCUCACUGGGUGGCCUUGCAGGCGCUCUUAUCGCCGGACCAAUGACCAUCCACUUUGGGAGGAAGAAGUGCAUGCUGCUGAACAACGUGUACUUAAUGUCAGCAGCCCUGCUGGCUCUGACAAGCCGAGCCGCCAGGUCCUUUGAGAUGAUCAUCAUUUCACGUGUUCUGGUUGGAAUAAACGCUGGUAUCAGCAUGAACGUGCAGCCCAUGUACUUUGGGGAGAGUGCUCCCAAGCACCUCCGGGGGGCGGUGUCGCUGUCCUGUGCCGUCUUCACGGCUUUCGGGGUGGUGCUGGGGCAGGUGGUGGGGCUCAGGGAGAUCUUAGGCAGUGAACCAUACUGGCACUACCUCCUUGCGAGUAACGCCAUUCCUGGCUUCAUCCAGCUGCUCACCCUGCCCUGGUUCCCCGAGAGCCCCAGGUACCUGCUCAUCGACCGGGGCGACAAGGAGGCCUGCAUCAAAGCCCUGAGGCGGCUGCGUGGCUGUGAGGUGCAGGCGGGCGAGCUGGACGAGAUGCUGCAGGAGCAGGCCCAGAGCAGCGGGGUGCGGCCCAGCCGGCCCUGGGAGCUGCUGGCCGACCGCGCCCAUCGCUGGCAGCUGCUCUCCGUCAUAGUCAUCAGCAGCGCCAUGCAGCUGUGUGGCAACGACUCGAUCUAUUUAUAUGCAUCAUACGUGUUUAAAGAGGCUGGGAUUUCCGUAGAGAAGAUCCAGUACAUUACCAUUGGUACUGGCACAUGUGAAUUCUCUGCCUGUAUUCUGUGUAACCUUCUGAUAGAGCUGAAAGGGCGCAGGUUCAUGUUGAUGGGGGGCUACAUCCUGAUGUGCUGCUGGGCGGUGGUCUUCACCAUCGCCCUGUCCUUUGAGCAUGUGGUCUCCUGGAUGCCCUACCUGAGUAUGACCUGCAUCUUCACCUACAUACUGAGCUUUGGCAUGGGCCCAGCGGGGGUGACGGGGGUGCUGCCAACGGAGUUCUUCAGCCAGACGGCCCGGCCCGCCGCCUAUAUGAUCGCCGGCUCCAUGAUGUGGAUCAACCUCUUCAUCGUCGGGAUGCUCUUCCCCUUCUUAGUGAGUUCCCUGGGCCAGUAUUGCUUUGUGCCGUUCGCUGGGGUCUGCCUGUUAUCUGCCAUGUUUGUUGGCUUCUUUCUCCCUGAGACAAAAGGCAAGACCCUCUCAGAAAUCAACAGCGAGUUCAACAAGCUCAACUUCAAAGGCCAGCAGGAGAAGAGUUUGUCUCCUGCCCAGUAUCAGCUUGGGGAAGUGGGCCUCUCCACCUCUCUAUAGAACACUUUUCUUUUGUCUGCUAGCUUCUGUAUACAUCAGCGGUUGUCGAAGUGGUACGAGUGUCCCGGGGGUACCUGGAAGGACCAAGGGGGUACUCGAAAUGAGUCUCUGAUUUAUCCCCCUAACAGUCUGACUGAAGUCUCAGUACGAAACAUAAACAAAUGAGCCCGUUGUCACAACACCCCCCUUCCUCUGACCCAUGAAGGAAACUCGCACUGACAGAUCUACUCAGCCCACCCCUGGUUGUUGAUUAACGUUGCCAUGAAGACUGAGACAUUUUGUCUGAAAGAUUACCAAAUGUUUUUUAGUGUCUAGUCAGUAGUGUUUGAUUAGUUGAGAACUGACACAUUUAUUAAUAUUUUCGAAAGCACAGAUCUUGGAAAGUAUUCGGUGGGGCACACACACCUAUGUUUUGAUCUUUGCGUGGAUGUCACGACUAUGACAAGAGAGCAAAAUAAUUAACUUGUAACCACUAACCAUGAUCACCAAUCGAAUAAAAAAGUAUGUUUUCGUGCAAAGGAAAAUACAAUUCCUGCAAUACAUUGCUCUUCAUAGCCUUAUGUAGAUUAAGCUUAAUCACACCCUUUUGAAAAUAAUUGUUAAUGAUGGAUGAACAGCCCAAACACAAAUGUCUCAGUAAGGACAUAUGGAGCCUGCUGGUGGUACGGCCUGUUUUGAUGCUUGGUGAGCUAGUCCAGUACAGUACAAUGUGUGGCUAUAGUCCAGGUUGUUACUGACCGAUUCUGUUGACCUUAUGACGUGUUAUGCUGUGAGCGUGAGUUUAGGUGCAGACCUAAACCUAACCUGUUUGAAAUCCGAAUAAAAAGCAGGAAACAUUUGAA
This is a messenger RNA of Gadus morhua (Atlantic cod), 2551 nucleotides long. RefSeq names its product solute carrier family 2 member 11a (gene slc2a11a). Gene Ontology annotation, molecular function: D-glucose transmembrane transporter activity. NCBI's taxonomy places the organism in Eukaryota, Metazoa, Chordata, Actinopteri, Gadiformes, Gadidae. Gene Ontology annotation, biological process: dehydroascorbic acid transport. The record is from RefSeq and is a predicted model, not a curated record. The transcript has 12 exons. Bases 204 to 1709 code for a protein of 501 amino acids. Gene Ontology annotation, cellular component: plasma membrane.